GGAGCAAGGGAUCUAGGACUCAACUCAACAAGGGACAAAAUGAAUGAAUAUACGUGAAAAUGGACUUGCCGAGAUGUUGGAUUUACCGCCUUGGAGUUUAGGAAAGACACAUUCAGCGAAAGCGUUGAGAUUGAGAUCGCGCGAUGCCAGUUUCGGCGCAGUGUUGCCAUUUUUGGACGGGAUCUAGGAGUGUGUGAUGGCUGCAGUCCAGCGAAUCGCUGGCCUUCCCUUUCUCUAGUUUACUGGAUGUGUUGGGAAGUGCACUGCUUUGGGAUCAUUUGCGGAAUUCCGUGCGCAAAUCCACUUUCCACCCUGCUCCAUGGAAUGUACAUAAGUAUUCUCAGGAUAGGGGUUUGCAUGUGGGGGCAAAAUGUGGGCGACUGGGAUGUUGACAUCAAUACGUUGAGGCUGCUGUUUCCCUUUUCCCCACAUCCCUGCAGUCUGAGUGAUCAGAUGUUACUGUGACAAACCUGGGCCGCUGGCACUAAAAUGUCCCUAAGUGGUGGCACUGCAGGCGGGAAAGGUGUGGACUCGAAUGCGGUGGACACUUACGACAGCGGUGAUGAGUGGGAUAUCGGGGUUGGAAAUCUGAUUAUUGACCUUGACGCUGACCUAGAAAAGGACAAACUCGAAAUGUCUGGCACUAAGGACGGAGGCGGAAUGGCAGCCCCACCUAGCGCCGUCGCUGCUCUACCAGACAAUAUCAAAUUUGUUAGUCCCGUUAGCGCCCCUCAGGGCAAAGAGAGCAAAUCCAAAUCUAAACGCAACAAAAACUCUAAAGACAAUAGCAAGUCUCCCGCUUCAGACGGAGCGAAAAAAGAGCAUCAGGGACGAACGCAAGGGGAAGUUACCGGUGCGACAGGGAGUGGCAACUCCACGCCUGGAAAAGGCAACGAGAAGGGUGCGAAAUCCUCCCGUGGUGUACCGAACAGCAAAAAGGAGAAGGACGUAUCGAGUGGGAAAAGUAAAAAGGACAAAAGCGAAAGCGGACCAGUUGCUGUCAUUGCAAUCGAGAAGGAAAUUGUUGCAAAUGCUCAGGCUUUUGGAAGCGCGCGCAACACUGCUUUUGACAAUACGCAGAAUGCGGACUCUGUGACAGAGCAACUGGGGAAUAAUGCCUUGGAAUCUGUUGGAAUUGUCUCUCCAUUAGCUAUUAAAUCGGAACCCGAGGAGCUGGAUGGUGGCGAGUGCAGAGCUUUGAAGAAAGUGAAAAACGAAAAGAUGGAGUCUCCGGUCUCCACCCCCGCCCCUCCACCUCUUCACCUCCUUGGAAACAGUGACAUUGCCUCACCUUGUGAGCAGCUGAUGGUGCGCACACGCUCAGUGGCUGUAAACACGACUGAUGUGGCCCUGUCCACGGAGCCAGAGUGCCUCGGGCCCUGUGAGCCUGGCACCAGCGUCAACCUGGAGGGCAUUGUGUGGCAAGAGACGGAGGAUGGUAUGCUGGUGGUCAAUGUUACUUGGCGGAACAAGACAUACGUCGGAACACUUUUGGAUUGUACCCGCCAUGACUGGGCUCCUCCAAGGUUCUGCGAGUCUCCCACAAGUGACCUGGAGAUGAGAAAUGGGCGCGGCCGUGGUAAGAGAAUGCGACCCAACAGCAACACCCCAAUUAAUGAGAACAGCAACAACUCAUCGGAUAACAAGGGCAGCAACAGCAGUAAGACCAGAACAAGUUCCAAUACCAAGGGUCGCCGUGGCAGCCAGAACUCGUCUGAGCGCAGGACACCGCCCAAUAGUAACACGGAUGACAUAAAAGCCAGCCCCUCCUCAGCUGGCAAGCGCAAGAACAAGCCUGCAUCAGACAUGGAGCCCAACUCAAGCUCUGAGGACUCGAAAGGCACCAAGCGCAUGCGUACAAAUUCAAAUAGUGGAAUGAUGCCAACGCUUCCAAUUCCCAUCAUCAAACCAGAGUCACUUCCUCCUCCUCUAGACCGAAGCUGUUCCUCACCUGUAUUGAUUGACUGCCCACAUCCCAACUGCAACAAAAAGUACAAGCACAUAAAUGGCCUAAAGUACCAUCAAGCUCGUGCUCAUAAUGAUGAUGAUAUUAAGUUGGAAAUGGAUGGGGACAGCGAAUAUGGUGAAGAAUCUUCUCUUCACCCAGAGCCCAGAAAUUGUAACGGAGCUUCAAUUACACAAAAAAGCUCUCUUUCACCAGCACGCUCUUCUACACCUAAAGGGAGAGGGUUUGAUGCUCAAAGUCCAUCACCCUCUCCUGGAAAGUUUGGCUCCAAGUCAAAGAAGAAGAAUGGUGAUGCUGAAGCAGAAAUUUGUGGCACUCUAAUGGAGGGUUGUGAGGAUGGGCCUUGCCUUACUGCCGAUGAGACUAGCAAUGACGGCAUGGAGGACAGGAAGUCCAAAAAGCCAAGCAGCGGUGCCAAGUCUGACAAGCUUUCCCAGAAGAACAAGUCCUCCAGGCCCAUGGCACCAUCCCUGCCCUCUCAGCAGGUGUACUCUCUGCAGUCGACAUCAUUCAGUAGUGGAAGCCCCAACCAUCCUCCAGGGAUGGGCAACAUGUUGCAAGGCGUUCCCAGGAGUCCCCAGCUGAAGGGUAUUCAGUCAAAACUGGGUGUACCUGGGGACUCCUCACCAAUUAAUCCAGCUUUGAGCAACUCCAAGGACAAAAAGAAAAAGGACAAGAAAAAGAAAGAUAUUGGCAAGGAUGCAGACAGCCCCAAGCUUCCAGGGAAAGGUGGAAAGGUUGAAGAUGGAAAAAGCCCAUAUUCUGAGUCUUCCGACCCAGGAAGCAGGAGCGAGGGUCAUCUAAAUGGCUCCUCGGACCCUCAUCAAAGUCGCCUAGCCAGCAUGAAGGCUGAGGCAGAUAAGAUAUACAGUUUCACGGAUAAUGCUCCCAGUCCAUCCAUCGGGGUGGCCAGUCGGGUGGAUGGCAGCGGGCAGCCCCUCACUCCUCUCCAUGUAGUCACCCAGAACGGGGCUGAUAGCUCUUCGGUAAAGACGAACAGUCCUGCAUACUCUGACAUAUCUGAUGCUGGAGAGGAUGGUGAAGGCAAAGUGGAAGGGGUCAAAAGCAAGGCAGAAGAUAAGUCGAUUAGGGAUGGCGCAAAGAAGGCACUCUUUCCUGCACAGGCAUCAAGUAAAGAGUCCUCGUAUUAUGCUAGCUAUGACAAUUACUAUUCUCCCAGUUACGCCAACUCAAGCCCUGGUGGUACCACUGCUGGUGCACCAGUGCCGGACAGCCAAGCUGUGAAACUGAAAAAGGAGGAUGAGCAAGAGUCAGUAGAAGAAAAGGCAAAGGUAGAGGCACCAGAUGAGCGCAAACCUGAGGUCGCUUCAAGUCAGCCACACCUACAACAACAAGCCUCGGUCAUCCAGCAGCGCUCCAAUAUGUACAUGCAGCCACUCUACUACAACCAAUACUACGUCCCCCCUUACGGAUACCCAGACCAGGUUUAUCACAACCAUCUCAUGAACACUAAUCCAACCUACAGGCAACAGUACGAGGAGAGGCAGAGACUUAUGACUGAGCAGCACAGAUCUGCUGAAAAGAAGCCUGAUUUAGGUGUGAAGGACAGGGAAGCCUCCAUGAAGGAGGACUGGAAACAGAAGGGCCCUGUUCCUCCAAGCCUUACAAAAGCCCCCAGCCUUUCAGAUCUGGGAAAGCCACAGAAUCCUGGCAAGCAGAGAGACUCUUCCUCUGAACCUGUCAAGUCAGUCAUCAUCCCUAAAGGGGAGGAGGCCAAGCUGCAGCCCCAACAAGCUGAGGGGCUUAAAAUGAAGCUCAGUGAAGCUGGCCAUCAUGGAAAGAAUGACUCAAAGGCAAGCGUAGAGUCUGCCAGGCUGGGAAUGGAGCAGGCCAUGUGGUACAGACAGUACCCUGAGAGUCAGAGACCACCAGAUGAGGAACGAGACCGCGAGCGGGACAGAAAAGGCAGAGAUGAGAGGCCCAGACUGAAGGACAACAGCUCCAAAGAUGAGAAUAAAGACGGAACUGAUGCUUUAUGUCCUCCCAUCGCAGAGGACCAGCGAAGUGGAGGGAAAGAUCCUCGGCCUAAUGCCCACAUGCCUUUCAGCUCUCCCUUGGCACAGCACCAGCCCUACCUGCAUUAUAUGCAUGGAUAUCCUUUUGGGCAAGGCUAUGACCCCGGCCACCCUGGAUACAGGGGCAUGUCCUCAGUGAUGAUGCCCAACUACCCAGGGUCCUAUCUACCAGCCGGAUAUCCUUUUUCUCCAUACGGCAGUAAAAUGGGCAGCGGAGAGGAAGGAGAAAAAUCACGCUCCAGCCCCACAGUCAGCAGCAAGUCAGCUUCAGAGUCCAAAGCCUUGGAUAUACUGCACCAACACGCAAACCAGUACAAGAGCAAAUCGCCCACCGUCGCCGACAAGCCUUCCCAUGAAAGGGAGCGGGGAGCUGGGGACCGAGACCGGGAGAGAGAAAGAGAGAGGGAGAGAGAAUUAGAUAGACCACGCUUAUCUCCCUCCCAACGUAUGAUGCCACCCCAUCACCUAGGAUAUCCUAUUGUAGCCGGACAGUACGAUCUGUCAUAUGCCACAGGCCUUUCGUCGUCAGCAAUUGUUGCCAGUCAGCAAGCCUCGGCCCCCUCCCUGUACCCACCAGCACGGAGGUGAGAAUGGGAAACCUGAUUGUCUCACCCUUCUUUACAAAUAAACAUGUGACUGGAUCACAUGGGGAAGAAUAUGGAGUUCAUUUAGACAUCAGUUGACUGGUGUUUCUAUAUUUUUAUUUUUCCUGCCGGAAUGUGUGGCAGAUGGAUGUUUUUCCUAGCAUCUGUACCUCAUACCCCCACUGCAGACUGUGAGACCAGGUUCAAAGCCAUCCUACCCCUGCUUAAAGCCCAGCUGGCCACUUAACUAUACCUGUGAACAGGUGAGGAACUUCAGAGACUGAACUGAUGAACAGCCUGAAGUCAUAGUCCUUACCAAUGCAGGCCAUGGCCAGAUAUGAGGACUCGAGGGGAAUCAAGAACUCAAAUAACUGAAAAUAGAGACGACUAAGGUUGAUUCCCUUUUUAUUUUAGUUUGCAUCCUCACUGAAAAAAGUCAAUCUGUUUGACCCACGGAUUUUGAGUUGUUUUCCUCUAGAUACCACAAGUGAAAACUGCAGAUAAUUUCUAGCAUUGUCUCAUAAAUCUGUUUUUCUAUCAAUGGAUCCUGAACGGGUCUAAUUGCCACAAGCCUCAAGACUGCUCUUGUACAUCAUCAGCAUGGUUUGGUGCAAAGAAAAAUACAAAAUCCAUGUUUGCUUGUUUUUAAAUUUUUUUUAAUUGGGUCUUAAACUUCUGGUUUGUUACCAUUAUUGAAAUAUCUGGUAGGUCAUACCACUCUGCUGGAACUCUACUAAGUUAUGACGGUCUUCAUGCUGUUUAAGUGCGGCAUUUCUUCAACUGAAACAUCAGUUACAGCCUCCAUCACUCCAACAGGAGCUGGAGAGAAGCGUCAGUCCUUGUCUCAUUUAGACAGUUUUGAAGUUAGUCUUCAAUAUGUUUGCAAAGCAUUGCCCACCAUUCACACCAUAAGCAAGACUUUUUACCCUCAAAUCAGCCCUCAGUUUGUGAAAUAAGACGUCCGGUGUGCACUGUACCAUCAGGGUCUGUUUACUUUUUGCCUAUGAUUCCAGCACGGUUAUCCUUCUUAACUUGAAUUUGAAUAUUUCAGAUCUUUACUCGACGUCACUAUGGUUCUUAAAAUGGGUGUUUGUUAACGUGACAUGGUAUAGUAAGUUCUUUUAUAGAGACGCUUAUGUGGUGACCAUUGGGCGUGUGACGCCAGAGGCCCAGUAGUUUCGUUCGACUUGUCCUGACGUUCUUUGCAUGGGGCCACUCUAUUCCUUGACACUUAUUGUUAAAGUGUUUUGAUAACUCCCAGCGUGCUUAAUGAAACCAAGUGAGCAUUUGAACUGAACAUGCUUUCAUAGCCCAUCAUGCUCUGUGUAUUUUUGGUCCGCAUGGUCUACUAUAGCACUAGAGAUGUGACUUUGAACAUUUUCUCCUCAGGCAAAGCGAACGGCGGUUUCGCACCAAACACUGUUGUGAUUCUCGGUAAUUCACACUCUAUAUGCCGUCUGUAUAUGGUGUACAGACGGACUGUUUUAAAAAUGCAAUCAAGAAACCAUCCUCUUAUACUUUGUUACUUUUUGUUUGGAAAUCUGUUUCUAGGGUGUGUUGUUAUUUCCUCCACUGCUUUAAAUGCCAUAGCUUUGUAUUGGUUUGCUGCCGCAGUGCUUGCUGCUUUUUAACAUUCUGGUGGUCAUGUUCCAAACUCUUGAAUUAGACUCAUCCUACAAUCUCUCCUGAAAGUGUCACAGGUAUUUCAAGCGGUUUUGCCUGCCUAUUCUACCCCGAGUGAUUUGGGCAGGUAGAUUUUAAACAGGCUAUGUUGGACAGGGGCCAAUGACAAACAUGUUUUUGGAUAAUCAUUUUGGUGCAUGCACUUCCUUUUCAAUAUUGAAGUCACAAUAAGUAAAGCAGCUACAGCAUUAAAGCACCAUGGUACACUAAAACUUGCAUUGCAAUCCAAAUAAAUCAGAACAAUACAAUAUAAUGUGCAUCAUCUGGGACAUAUUUUUGAUCCUCACGAUUGUCGGUUGUUAGACUUUUAGCAGCCAUCAGGAAACAUGCCACUUGUAAAUUUAAUUUAAAAUGCUGCUUAGUCUGCUUUGAUGUCAACUAGGUGGAAGCAGUGCACUGUGCAUGCUUUGCGUCAUUUCAUACGAUGGACUAGCACCUCUGUCUAAUGCGUUUCAUCCCAUUGCCCCUCGAAGACAGUUUAUCACCGAGUAUCAGGCCCCCGGUACUUAAAAGAUGUUUACAUUUUUUAAAUGUCUUUGUUUGAAAUAAUUCUUUGCCUGUAUCACCCAAUCCCUUCUGUUCUGUUCCGCUCUUGGACUGUUCUCUUAUGUAAAGUGUACAUUACCACGUUUCUUUUUUGAUACAAUACUGUAACUUGCCUUUGUACAUUUAGGCAAAAAAUAAUAAAUCUUUUUAU
Molecule: messenger RNA, 6966 nt
Organism: Xyrauchen texanus (razorback sucker)
Lineage: Eukaryota; Metazoa; Chordata; Actinopteri; Cypriniformes; Catostomidae
Product: zinc finger protein 609-like
Exons: 9
Coding region: 490-4590 (1366 amino acids)
Biological process (GO): regulation of transcription by RNA polymerase II
Cellular component (GO): nucleus
Source: RefSeq, a predicted model, not a curated record